AUGAUUGAUGAAUACCGUGGAAACUCGCAAAAGAGGAAGAAGGCAAAGGAGAAGAAGAAAAAGAACGACGAAGAAAUUAAGGGGGUCAAGGAAGUCGAUGACGGAAUUAACUAUUCACUGAUAAAUGACUACCACGAUAGUAACUUCAAAAAAAAUUUUUACAUUAAGAGCAUACGGACGGAUGGCAACUGCCUGUUUAGGGCUGUGUCGGAUCAGCUGUACAACAACGAGGAUAACUACAAGGAGAUAAGGAGGCUAGUGGUGGAUCAUCUCCUAAGGAACGAGCAAAAGUAUCAACACUUCAUCGAGUAUGAUGAAAGUUACAAGUCCUACAUAGACAGAAUAAGUUUGGAUGGGACAUGGGGUGGUCAGCUCGAGCUUCAAGCAGUGGGCGAACUUUUCAACGUGAACAUCCUGAUCUACCAAGAAAACGAGUGCAUCCUGGAGAUAAAAAAUCACAGCGAUGAUGAAAAGUGCAUCCAGCUUCAUUACGCUUCCAGUGAGCACUACAAUAGCGUCCGGUUUAAAAACAGGGCCCUGGAAAAUGAGCUGAAGUCAAUUGUGGAGCUCCGCGAAAUACUAAACAAUAAGGACGAUAGUGAGUCCACCAAGACGUUUUACGAAACUACGGACAACGAACUGACCGAAGACAACGAAGAAGACAUGUGUGACAAUACAGGAAACGAAAAUAAUAACGUUGGAGAGUGGAUUGACGAGAAGGAGUUCACAUUUAACAACUCAGUGGAGGAAGAGUAUCUACAGUAUGAUUGCCCUCAAGAGAACAAUCGAAAUAAUAUUUUCUCCCUGAGUGAUGAUGAAACGGAACCUUGUUCAUUGGAUAUCCUGCAGAAUAUAUAUAAUGGUAUAAAAAGGAAGGGCAUGAGGAGCAGAAGCAUGCCAACUAUUAAUGAGAAUUUCCUUUAUUUCUUCUCCAAAAAUCAUGUCAAUGAAAGUAUGGAUAGUGACAGCACCAUAGAUGUGCUGAAUGAGAGGAAAGGACUCGAUAUGAGGAAACCGAAAAAGAUCGAAAAUAGGAAGUUGAAUUUUCUGAAAUAUAACUAUAUUGGUCAGAGACCCGAUGACCUCCUCAGUGAAUACGUGCCUAGGGCGGGGACGAUGCGGACUGCUGUCACCCCUAUCAGAGGGGAGAACAAAACCAUCCGCAUUUGUUACAACAAGACGUUUCACAAGUACCUGUGCUUGUCCAAAAUGAUGGAAGUAGGGAAUAAUCAGAGGGAGGAGAAAGUGGGAGAAGGGCUCGAUCUGUUCAACGGGAACUACAUGUAUAGCAACGGGGGAGGCAAGGCAUGCAGAAGAGUGGCACAAGGGGAAGCCAUACAGGGGAAAUCUUUUGACAAAAGCGAGGUCAACAAAAGUGGGUCCCCAACGGAGGGAGAGUCGCGUAUCCCCUUGAAGCACCUGCACAGUGCAGGCAGACAGGGAUACAUUUCGAAUUUCGAAUUGGAGAACAACUUGAGCAGGACGAAGAAAAAAACGUUUGAGAAUUUUUUAAAACUUUACAGCGAAAAAAUUUCCUACAGCAGGAACUCCUUCUGCAAGAGUAUUUCCACCAACGACGUCAAGUCGAGUAAUGAGGGAGGUUCCGCAGAUGCAAUUGGUUCGACCAGUGAGCAAGCCAAUUCUGAAUGCUUAAAUUACGAAAACGCGAGAAAUUUAUCGUUGAAUAAAAUUUCCAGCAGUAAUGAAGAAAUAACGGCUGCUUCGUCUUAUUUCGAUAAGGAGGAUUCCAUGAGCUUCGAGUUUGGACCCCAUGUGUAUGACAAGAGAGUUGAAAUAAAUUAUUUGGCAACAGAGGAUGAUGAGGAGGUCAACAAAUGUAUCCUAUAUAAGAAUGGAGAGGAAGGGAAGAAAUUUUGUUACAAUUUGAUGAGCAAGUCUCAGGAAAUCUUUGACAUAAUAAUCGAUGAAGAGUAUGUCCUAAGCAUGAACAGCAGCAUGUUGUUUUCCCACAGUGGCAAUAAGCAUGUGGGUCGAGGAAAUUGUUAUAAGAAGAGAGGAGUUACCGAACAGGAGGAAAUACCACCAUCGAUGAGUAAUCGUGGAGGAGCAAAAAUAUCUUACCCGGUUGCCAGUCCUUGUGUGUUAAACUCGAGAGCGUCUUUUUCAGGUUCGAAGGCGGAAGGAAGGAGAACAACUAGCCAAAUUGACGUGAAAGUUGGGGAUGACCACGAUAGGGCAAGGGGCGGGUCCAACUGCAGGAUUAGGAGGAGGAAUCACCAAGGGAAUUGUUCUAGUGGGGAGGGAAGUGGAGACACAUCCGGAUAUUCGCAUACAGACGCAUCCUCACAGUCGCGCAUAGGCGCUACCCCCAGAGGUAGUCUGAAAUCGAGGGACCUUUUCCUGAAGAAGAAAUAUCUGAACAAAAAAUUUAUCAACAUGUUUUCGAAGGAUAUCCAUUCGAAAGGGCUCUUCCACUUUUUAAACGCCGACUUCCUACUCACUGGAGACAAAGUAAAAUAUAUAAUCCCCUUCCUGUUCAAUAGCGAACGUAUGAAUAUAUUUAAGGACAAGCUAAAUAGAAAGGAUUUUCAUUUUUCCGACUAUGUUACGUUCUCCUUUAAUCUCGACGAACAAAAGUUGAGAAAGAAAAUUGAAUGCUCUAAAGUUUUAAAUGAAGAAUUCCUCAUUAAGGAGAAGCACAAAUAUAGUAAGUUCACACGAGGGGGGAAUGGUAAGUCUGAGAACCGGGUGAAGAUCAUCUCGAUUUAG
Messenger RNA from Plasmodium knowlesi strain H, 2730 nucleotides. Its product is annotated as OTU-like cysteine protease, putative. The coding region runs from base 1 to 2730 and encodes 909 amino acids. Gene Ontology annotation, molecular function: cysteine-type deubiquitinase activity. The record is from RefSeq and is a predicted model, not a curated record. The transcript has 8 exons. Lineage: Eukaryota; Apicomplexa; Aconoidasida; Haemosporida; Plasmodiidae. Gene Ontology annotation, biological process: protein deubiquitination.